GCCCGCCCCUCGGGGGAGUCACGUAGCUCUGCGGCAUCCGCAGCCUCAUUUACAGGAGCCUGAGCUACAGCCACAGCUGUUGCCGACCUGACCUGAUCCGCGCUGCUCCUGUGGCUGCCUCCGCUAACUGGCUGCGCACCUCGCAGCACACAGAGCUGUCACCAUGCCCCACUCGUACCCAGCCCUUUCUGCUGAGCAGAAAAAGGAGUUGUCUGACAUUGCCCUCCGGAUUGUGGCCCCAGGCAAAGGCAUUCUGGCCGCGGAUGAGUCUGUAGGCAGCAUGGCCAAGCGGUUGAGCCAAAUUGGCGUGGAGAACACAGAGGAAAACCGCCGGUUGUACCGCCAGGUCCUGUUCAGUGCUGAUGACCGUGUAAAGAAGUGCAUCGGAGGAGUCAUCUUCUUCCAUGAGACACUCUACCAGAAGGACGAUAAUGGUGUUCCCUUCGUUCGUACCAUUCAGGAUAAAGGCAUUGUCGUGGGCAUCAAGGUUGACAAGGGUGUAGUGCCUCUAGCAGGGACUGAUGGAGAAACCACCACUCAAGGGCUGGAUGGGCUCUCGGAACGCUGUGCCCAGUACAAGAAGGAUGGCGCCAACUUUGCCAAAUGGCGUUGCGUGCUGAAAAUCAGUGAGCGCACACCCUCAGCCCUUGCCAUUCUGGAGAAUACCAACGUGCUGGCCCGCUAUGCCAGCAUCUGCCAGCAGAAUGGCAUCGUGCCUAUUGUGGAACCUGAAAUCCUGCCAGAUGGAGACCAUGACCUCAAACGUUGUCAGUAUGUUACGGAGAAGGUCUUGGCUGCUGUGUACAAGGCCCUGAGUGACCAUCACGUGUACCUGGAGGGGACCCUGCUCAAGCCCAACAUGGUGACCCCUGGCCAUGCCUGUCCCAUUAAAUAUAGCCCAGAGGAGAUCGCCAUGGCAACUGUCACUGCCCUGCGUCGCACUGUGCCCCCAGCUGUCCCAGGAGUGACUUUCCUGUCUGGGGGUCAGAGUGAAGAGGAGGCAUCGCUCAACCUCAAUGCUAUCAACCGCUGCCCCCUUCCUCGGCCCUGGGCCCUUACCUUCUCCUAUGGGCGUGCCCUGCAGGCCUCUGCCCUCAAUGCCUGGAGAGGGCAACAAGACAAUGCUGGGGCUGCCACUGAGGAGUUCAUCAAGCGGGCCGAGGUGAAUGGGCUUGCGGCCCAGGGCAAGUAUGAAGGCAGCGGGGAAGAUGGUGGAGCAGCAGCACAGUCCCUCUACAUUGCCAACCAUGCCUACUGAGUGCGCAUUCCACACUGCAGCCCUUGGCCUGGCCACCUGAACCCUAUUUCGCCUAUAGUUAUGGCCAGGGCCAAAUAGCCAUGCAGAGCAGAGAUGCCUCUAGCCAGCACUGAGUCAUCUUCCUUUUCUUGUCCUCCCCUCCCCUCCCCUCUCCCAUUGCUGCACCUGGGACCAUUGGAUGGGAGGAUGGGGUGCCCCUUGUGACUGAGGGCAAAAGAAGUUGCUAGAAGUCAGAGCAGGAUGCCUGGGUUUCCCCCUGCCUCCGCCAGCCCCCACAAUUUCCCCAUGAUGUGGUAGCUUCUCCUUGGGCUUUCCUUGCCUGCCCUGUCUCCUGGGAUCAGAGAGUAGGACACCAGACAUGACUCAUGCCUUGGGUACAUACCACAUAGCAAAUAAAUGGUAGCAAAACAUGCUA
This is a messenger RNA of Odobenus rosmarus divergens (Pacific walrus), 1673 nucleotides long. It is a transcript of the gene ALDOC, whose product is annotated as aldolase C, fructose-bisphosphate. The record is from RefSeq and is a predicted model, not a curated record. Bases 164 to 1258 code for a protein of 364 amino acids. NCBI's taxonomy places the organism in Eukaryota, Metazoa, Chordata, Mammalia, Carnivora, Odobenidae. The transcript has 9 exons. Gene Ontology annotation, biological process: glycolytic process; fructose 1,6-bisphosphate metabolic process. Gene Ontology annotation, molecular function: fructose-bisphosphate aldolase activity. Gene Ontology annotation, cellular component: cytosol.